CAGAGAGUGUGUGUGUGAGAGAGAUAGAGGGAGAGAGAGAGAGAGAGAGAGAGAGAGAAAGAAAGAAAGAAAGAAAGAAAAUAAGAAAAUAAGAAAAUAUAAAGAAAAGAAAAGAAAAGAAAAGACGUACACGCAAAUUUAUUGAAACGUUAUUUACUCAUUUAAAAUUCAAACAUUUAUUUCUUUUCCCAGACAGAAUGGCAGCAGACUGGUUGGGCAGCCUUGUUUCAAUCAACUGUGGUCCAACUUUGGGAGUGUAUCAAGGAGAAGUGUCCUCGGUUGAUCAGGCCACUCAAACCAUCUCCCUCAAACAACCGUUUCACAAUGGCAUCAAGUGUCCUGUGCCUGAGGUCACUUUCAGUGCCAUGGAUAUCAAAGAGCUCAAAAUCUUGGAAAUCCGUAACUGCUCCAAUGGAGUCACGAAGCGGAGUGUUCCUGAAUCUGGCUCCUCUGUAACUGGUUACGCUGGACGCAAGGAUAAAGGUGGAGGUAGCGGAGUCAAUAGCACUCCUGUAAACGUGCCCAAAGCUGAGCCUAGGCUUCAUGAUGGAGGCAUGUCUCCUUCACAGCACUACUCCAAGAGCUAUGUAGAGCGCCACGUAGAUAUGGUAGGCCAGAGUAAAGGCUUCAGACGAAGACACAACUCGUGGUCGUCGAGCAGUAGAUUAGCAAAUCAGGUCACUCCGAAGAAGAACGGCUCGAAGAAUGGCCUGAUGAAGAACAAAGAUGAUGAAUGUUUUGGCGACAGCAUUGACGAUGUUCUAGAUGAGGAUUUUGACUUUGAGGGGAACUUGGCACUCUUCGACAAAGCUGCCGUCUUCUCGCAGAUCGAUUCAUCAGACCGGAGAGGUAACGGUGCACGGACACGGGGGAAUCCUGCAGAGCAGACACCCUCGCGUUACCGACAUGAUGAGAACAUUCUGGAAGCCAAGCCCGUUGUGUAUAGACAGAUCAUAGUGCCUCAGGCUGGGGCAAAGGAAUAUAGCACUGAUUCGGGGCUUGUUGUCCCCAGUAUCUCGUACGAGUUGCACAAGCGCUUGCUGAGUGUGGCUGAGAAUUACGGUCUCUCUCUGGAGCGUAGGCUGGAGAUGACUGGAGUGUGUGCCAGUCAGAUGGCUCUCACACUGCUUGGAGGCCCAAACAGACUCACACCUAAAAAUUUGCACCAGCGUCCAACGGUGGCUUUGCUGUGUGGGCCGCAUGUACAGGGAGCUCAGGGAAUCAGCUGCGGCCGCCACCUGGCUAACCACGAAGUGGAGGUCGUCCUCUUCCUCCCUAACUUUGUGAAAAUGCUAGAAGCCAUCACCAGUGAACUUGCACUGUUCGGCAAGACGGGAGGCAAACAGGUUUCCAGCGUCAAAGAUUUACCAGAUACCCCAGUGGACCUGGUCAUAAACUGUCUGGACUCUCAUGAGAACACUUUCCUGAGGGAGCAGCCGUGGUACCGUGCAGCGGCUGACUGGGCCAAUCAGAACCGAGCCCCUGUGCUUAGUAUAGAUCCUCCAGUGAGCGGGCAGGAGCAAGCUGUGGAGGCAAAGUGGUCCCUCUGCCUGGGCCUCCCGCUCCCGCUGCCAGAGAGAGCAGGUCGAGUCUACCUGUGUGAUAUUGGCGUCCCUCGCCAAGUGUUUCAGGAGGUGGGCAUCAAGUACCACUCGCCCUUCGGCUGCAAGUUUGUCAUCCCACUGCACACAUAAACAUGCUGUAACCCAGACUGUAACAGGGUGUCAGGCACAGGGUCAGUGAGCCAGAACCUGCCUUAAAUCCCAGGGUGAUCAGAUGUCAGUGUGAGCAAGCUCCUUCUGUUGUGGUUCUGAUUCCAGCAUCUUAUUUCUGUUAAAUUCUUUAAAGCUAUAUUCAAGUCCUGGAUGUUGAAUUUGGGAAAAGGGAAGAAGACUAGAGGAACACACCCAGCUUGUGGUUCUGCCUUCUGCGUGUUUACUGCAGAGCCAGCCUCUGACACUUUCUGCAUUUUUAUUUUGAAUCGAAUUUAUCUUUAAUUGAUUCUUUAUAGUCUUUACAGACUAACGAUGGGGUUUGAGCAGUGGGGCUCAGAUCUGUUUGCACAAAGACGUGAUAUUUCAUCUUAUUACAUGCUGUGUAGAGAUGACAUCAACGCAGAACCAGAACAAUCCUGCUUGGGACUUGUUUAUCCGAGUUAAACAGUCUAUUUUGCUUAGAUUCCUUUCAAUGCUCAACAGUUAUUUUGUAUUGAAAUGAAUUCGUUCAAUUUGCUUCUUCCUUGUCUGGAAAAUAAUUGUAGCAUUUAGGGAUUUAAUUUGACUUUUUUUUUCAAGCUUGUGCCAAAUGUGAUCAAAGUCAACACUGAUGUGCGGAGUCAAAGGGCCUUGGGGUAUUUAAAGAGGUAAUCAAAGCCUUGUUUGACUUUCUGUCACCCAAGCAGGUAGGAAAAUGUACUGAAAAAUAUCCUUUCAUUUUUCUCUCAGUACCAUACAGGUUAAUUUUAUUUAUUGGCCUGAAUGACAGACAAACACCAACAGUUCACAUCACUUAUUCAAACGGUUUAUUUUUCUUACAAGAAUUGUGCAGCAGUUUUGGUACUUUUUGUCUGAUGUGACAUUAUUAUAAGCUUAUUUGGAAACGGAUCUACACUUGUACUUUAUGACGUUGCACACUUUUAUACAAGUUUCAUGAUGAACAGAUAUACAAACAACAAGAAGCUCUCCAAUUCCAAGCUGUUUGUAUUUGAAAGUUUAACACUUUCAGUUUUCAUUUAAACGGAGUUGUGUCUUUAAAGAAAAUCUACCAUUUGGUUGCUUGAGAAAAGGAACUUUUGAAAUUGUUCAGUGUUAAACAUUUUAACUAUGUCAGUCUUGUUGACUGAACAAUAUUGUUUUUGUCACCCUUAUUAACUUUUGUAGAAUAUUUUUCUUGUUUUGUAAUUUAAUCUCUCCCCCCCAUUUUUUUUUAAUGGUUUUUGUUGUAGUUUUUCUUUAGGCUAGUUUUCAUCAUGUAUUGUCAUUGGAGAAAAAUACAAAUGGUUUGCAUGUACACAGAGAUAUUUCCACAGUUUAACCUGACGUUACUCGAGUAGGAAGGCAUGGUAGUACUCGACAUGCUGCAUUUUAUACAUGACAGUGAAGUUUGAUUUAAGGAGACGCAUGGGGAGUGCUUUUAUUCUUCCCUCUGCCUCUCUUUCUAUUUGCAGUUUCCUUGGCUUUAAAGUUGCUUUAUGGGAAUUCCUGGAUUGGCCACCUAUUGUGAAAUUUAGCAAAAAUGUUACAUGUUUGUGGACAGUGGUAGAGUGACAAGAAAAUGUAUAUGAAGUGCUUCUUUAAUAGAUGACAAUAAUAGUAUAUUGCAUAUCAAAGCCUAUUCCCCUUCAUAGCUGCACUCAUCAUUUGUCAAGUAGUGAAUAUUAGCUGUCUUUAAAAUGAGGAUGGUGUUUUAGAUUACACUUUUCGUUUCUACAAAAUCUAAAGCUAGAAUCCUUACCUCUCCUGUGUUGGGAAGAAAAUAUCAAGUAUACGAAGGAAGUUGCUGACCCCGUGUCUGUAGUUCUAGUAAAAGACCAGAAGGCGGUUGUGAAAAUACGUCGUACAAAGUGCCAAAUGUGUCGCUGAGUCGAAAUCUAGGCAUUUAUAAUAGAUCAGCUGCACUUGCACUAUCUUUACUGAAGUGUACAGUAUUAAUUAGCUGAGUGUCAUUUAAUGCAGAGACACUUAAAUCAUAGCUAUGAAAAUGUCUAGCUUAGCUCUCAGCUAUUAAUGAGUUCUCAGUCUUCUAGUUCUCUAAUUUGCAGCAGUGCAGCCAACAGGGUUUGGAGUUUUGCCUUGUUGUCAUUGACUUUUGCAAUAUUAAAUCUUGAAUGAACCUUGAAUCUGUGAGUGAUUAGGCAAAGUAUAAUCAACGUUUGAGGACUAACGUGUGUCUCAAGGCACUAGGCUCACACAGCUGAGCAACUUGUAUCUGCUCUUUAAUGCAAGAUAUUCUGAUAGUUUUCAGCAUUAUUCAUUUUUUUUCAUUUGUUUCUUGCUUAAGUGCUUUGUAAGAAAGAAUGGUGAAAAUUGAAGCUUCCAAAUAUUCCUAAAGAAUAGCUCUGGUCAUUUAUUUGCAUUUUUUUUUUUUUUUUUUUUUUUUUUUUUUUUUUUUUUUUUGAAAUGAAGCUAGAAUUGAUGCUGGUUAAAGGGUUCAGAGCUAAUUUAUAUUGCAAUAACUUGUUUUGUUCAUUUUCAUUUUGUUCACCUCAAAACAGUUGGAUUCAAUUUAUUCCAGCAGAGGGUUGUUUUUUUUUUGAUUGUUUUUUGAAGCAGUAACAAGUGUGUAUUAUACCCUAAGCACUGAGUUGAGCAUAUUGUGUGCAGAUAAAUGCACUUGUAUCAUUCCAGGAAUGAGAGAUUUAACUUAAUUUCUUUGUAGAGAGAUUUGUUAACUACAUUUAUUUCUGACAACAGACCAAAAAAAGGUGGUGUCCUUUUUUCUUUUUCUUUUUCUUCUUUUUUUUUCCCUUUCCCCUGCAAAAAAACUGAUGUUUUUUUCUGUGGUCAUUUGCAGUUAGCAUAAUUAUUUUGUUUUAUUUUUUGCUUCCCUGUAAUGCAGUGAGAAUGGGUGUUUAGUCCCCUAGCCAUCUAAAGCCAACAUUAGUUAUAAUGGGGCCUUGUUUUGUUUAUAGUCAUGUUCACUGUUGAGAUUUAGGGCUAUUUAAAAAAUGCAAAACAUUUCCUGAUGUUCUUUCCUUUUUUUGGGGGGGGGCUAUCCACUGUGUCUGAGAAGCUUACAACAAAAAUGACUAUUUUACUCUCCUGGUUCAUUGUUUGGAACAUAACACAAUUGCAAAGUAUGAUUUAGUUUGUGACUACUGUGGCUUGGUUUGUGAAAGAACGACCUUAUUUCAAAGUCACUGAUGUAUAACAUCAAUGUUUAGAAAGAUUUGGGUGUCAAUACAUUAUGGUUGACAAAAUGUUAAACUUGAGAUUGAAUGAAUAAAGUAUUGACUGCA
Molecule: messenger RNA, 4957 nt
Organism: Ictalurus punctatus (channel catfish)
Lineage: Eukaryota; Metazoa; Chordata; Actinopteri; Siluriformes; Ictaluridae
Gene: edc3
Product: enhancer of mRNA decapping 3 homolog (S. cerevisiae)
Exons: 7
Coding region: 198-1694 (498 amino acids)
Biological process (GO): deadenylation-independent decapping of nuclear-transcribed mRNA; P-body assembly
Cellular component (GO): P-body
Molecular function (GO): mRNA binding
Source: RefSeq, a predicted model, not a curated record